UCAUUCCCCUGUUUUGUUUGUAUCAUAUGGAGGCGAAAAGUGUAAAGUUUGCUGCGAUGGCGAAAACGAUUAGGAAGAAGACGACAAGAUGGAGCAGUUCUUUGCGCUGAUAAGGAAUUUCCAGGAGGCGCGUGAUAGAAGAAAAGAUGAGCUGAGACAGAGGGAGGAGGCGGCGGAGAAGAAGCAGCAAAACAAGGCACAGAGGGUAAAUAAUAACAAUGAGCAAUCGAGUUGGGUUCCCUGUUUUGAAUGGGCUGAUUUUACGGAGGAGAUCGAGUUUCGAAGGUCGCCGGUUACCUUACCGUCACCGUACAACAGCAAAGAUUAUAACAAAAAACAACAGCAACAGCGAGACGACGAUGGUUUAGAUCUUAAGCUAGCACUUUAGGUUAGCUUUUGGCUU
Molecule: messenger RNA, 403 nt
Organism: Hibiscus syriacus
Lineage: Eukaryota; Viridiplantae; Streptophyta; Magnoliopsida; Malvales; Malvaceae
Product: protein NIM1-INTERACTING 1-like
Exons: 1
Coding region: 89-388 (99 amino acids)
Biological process (GO): regulation of systemic acquired resistance
Source: RefSeq, a predicted model, not a curated record